Molecule: messenger RNA, 2185 nt
Organism: Hermetia illucens (black soldier fly)
Lineage: Eukaryota; Metazoa; Arthropoda; Insecta; Diptera; Stratiomyidae
Product: tubulin alpha-1A chain
Exons: 5
Coding region: 348-1697 (449 amino acids)
Biological process (GO): microtubule cytoskeleton organization; mitotic cell cycle
Cellular component (GO): microtubule; cytoplasm
Molecular function (GO): GTP binding; structural constituent of cytoskeleton
Source: RefSeq, a predicted model, not a curated record
GAAAUCCUCCAGUCGAACUCCAUAUUUGUUGCAUUGCGGACAAAUUUGCGGAUCAGUUCAUUCUCACUCAAAUCCAAUCUCAUUCAUCCCAAGUGCGUUUCUAGUGUGCGCAGUGAUUUCAAGUGUCUUCUCCAUUUAUCCUUAGAGGGAAAUCCGAAUUUUGUGCGUGCUCCCAGGCAAAAUUUGAGAUUCCUGCAGAACACUUGGUGCUACGAACCGACACCCCCAGCGGCUUGAUCUGGUCUCAAGCGUUAACCGCCAGACGUGAAUAAAACGCGACUCCAAUCGCACGUGCUGUACCGGCGUUUUUUUCCCGUGAAAAGUUUGAUUGAACUCUCGAAGCCAAAAUGAGGGAAUGCAUUUCAGUACACAUUGGACAAGCUGGUGUUCAAAUUGGUAACGCUUGCUGGGAACUUUAUUGCCUUGAACAUGGAAUUCAACCCGAUGGACAGAUGCCAUCAGACAAGACAAUUGGAGGUGGAGAUGAUUCUUUCAAUACAUUCUUCAGCGAAACUGGUUCAGGAAAGCAUGUUCCACGUGCAGUGUUCGUCGAUUUGGAACCAACUGUAGUAGACGAAGUCCGAACUGGAACCUACCGUCAGCUUUUCCAUCCAGAACAACUCAUCACUGGAAAGGAGGAUGCUGCCAACAAUUAUGCUCGUGGACAUUACACCAUUGGAAAGGAAAUUGUUGAUUUAGUGUUGGAUCGUAUCCGUAAAUUGGCUGAUCAAUGUACCGGUCUCCAAGGCUUCUUGGUAUUCCACUCAUUCGGAGGAGGUACUGGCAGUGGUUUCACUUCUCUUUUGAUGGAACGUCUUUCAGUCGAUUAUGGCAAGAAAUCGAAAUUGGAAUUCUCCAUCUAUCCAGCUCCACAGGUAUCAACAGCCGUAGUCGAACCAUACAAUUCCAUCUUGACCACCCACACCACCCUCGAGCAUUCCGACUGUGCUUUCAUGGUCGAUAACGAGGCUAUCUACGAUAUUUGCCGCCGUAAUUUGGAUAUUGAACGACCAACUUAUACCAAUUUAAAUCGUCUGAUUGGACAAAUUGUCUCAUCAAUUACGGCUUCACUUCGCUUCGAUGGUGCCUUGAAUGUGGAUUUGACUGAAUUCCAAACGAACUUGGUCCCAUAUCCUCGUAUUCAUUUCCCAUUGGCUACUUAUGCUCCCGUUAUCUCAGCUGAGAAGGCAUAUCAUGAACAGUUGACCGUUGCCGAAAUUACAAACGCCUGCUUCGAACCAGCCAACCAAAUGGUGAAAUGUGAUCCACGUCACGGAAAAUAUAUGGCUUGUUGUAUGUUGUACCGAGGCGAUGUAGUACCGAAGGACGUGAACGCAGCUAUUGCUACGAUCAAGACUAAACGUUCCAUUCAAUUCGUCGACUGGUGUCCAACUGGUUUCAAGGUUGGUAUCAAUUACCAGCCCCCAACCGUUGUUCCAGGCGGCGAUUUGGCUAAGGUUCAACGUGCUGUUUGCAUGUUGUCAAACACAACUGCUAUUGCUGAAGCCUGGGCCCGUUUGGAUCAUAAGUUCGAUUUGAUGUACGCCAAGCGAGCCUUUGUUCAUUGGUACGUCGGAGAAGGUAUGGAAGAAGGUGAGUUCUCCGAAGCCCGUGAAGAUUUGGCUGCUCUCGAGAAGGAUUACGAGGAAGUUGGAGUCGACUCGACCGAGGAAGUUGGCGAGGGUGAUGAAUAUUAAAACCAACGGCGGAAUCAUCCCUUCAUUGAGAAGACCUUUUACAGCGUAACCCAUAACUGUUAUCAUCUUUUUUACCUUUUAACUGACAUCAUUACAUCAUGUAGAGAUGACGAAUUUGACAGGUUGCGCUGUUAAAUCUUUUUCUUUUACCACCUUUGCGAAGAAGAUAUGAAAAAUUAGAAGUGAAAUUCAAAUUUACACACGAAAUGUAAUUAACAUCUAGAUAGACCCGCCCAAAAAAUCGAUUGUUUCAAUCAUUUUCUUUCAUCCCAUAGAAUUAUGUAUUUGUAUUAGGAAAAAGACGAAUUUCUCAUUACUAAGUUGCGCACUUUUAACUAUAAUUACGUAUUCUGUCAGUGAUCGAUUUUUAAAUGAAUGCUUUUUAUACCUAUACCUACAGUUUAUGUGUAACAACUCAAAUGAAAAGAGGAAAGUUUUCAUAGAUAUUAAAACGUGAUAAUUUAAAUAAAAAAUGCAGUCUUAACAUA